Messenger RNA from Ostrinia nubilalis (European corn borer), 3669 nucleotides. Its product is annotated as soluble guanylate cyclase 89Db-like. Gene Ontology annotation, cellular component: guanylate cyclase complex, soluble. Gene Ontology annotation, molecular function: guanylate cyclase activity; heme binding. Lineage: Eukaryota; Metazoa; Arthropoda; Insecta; Lepidoptera; Crambidae. The coding region runs from base 179 to 2614 and encodes 811 amino acids. Gene Ontology annotation, biological process: cGMP biosynthetic process; nitric oxide-cGMP-mediated signaling; response to oxygen levels. The transcript has 14 exons. The record is from RefSeq and is a predicted model, not a curated record.
GGCCUCGCAGGCUCUACGUUCGCAGGGCGCGGGACACAACUUACCACUCGGAAAAAUUAAUGACCACACUUUGAAAUUUUAUCGCGAACUCAGCCUCGCUUUAGAUAAUUUCACGGAGUUGAAAAGCGUUUGAUACCAAAAAAAAAUUUCGACUUAAAAGUCGGCGGAGACAUUAAUUAUGUACGGGUGGCUGCUCGAAAGUGUGCAGCAUUUUAUUGUGCAAGAAUGUGGCGAGGAAAUAUGGGAAACUAUUCUAAGAGAAGCUGGUGCCAGAAAUACUGUCUUCAGUGCUACGCAGCAAUAUCCAGAUGCUCUCAUGUUACGCCUGGCCAGUGCUUUGGCGCGAUUUAUCACGAAAGAUCCCAACAGCCCAACUACUUCCACUCCUGCUAGUCCAGCCCCAAGAAAACAGUCGUUGAAAUCCAAACCGUCUUGGCGAAGUGCGUCAGUACAUACCGACGGUAGAGCAGCCGGUUAUAAAUGCCCGUUCACAGCCGCUAAUGCCCUCACAGCUGUCACAAAGAAAGAAAUCGAUGCUUACAAUUCAUCAGAAGAAAUCCGAGCACAUAGAUCUACAGACAGAAUCAACGAAGGCCAAGAACUCCAAAUCGCAAGUGCACUAAACUUGCACAGACGGAGCCUUGCUAUCACAUUGGAAAACCGCUGUCUUCCUGCAGUAGAAAACAAUGAGCCAGAAACAGUAUCGGAAGAGAAACCCGGGUGUAGUAAAGUUGAGGAAAUUACACCAUUGAAGGAAGAAGAACCAGUUAGUCCUGAUGAUUCGGCAGGAACAACACCUACGUCUCCCGAUUCGGAAAACAGCAAGAGGAAUUCUAUCGUCAAACCUUCAGCUCGGAAAACCAGUUGCACGGUGGCACUAGACGUAUAUAAACGGAGAGGAUCGGGGGCUCCGGUGAGGCAGAGACUGAACAGCCUCAGCCUGAUCAGCGGGGACAGGCUUUCGAGCAUGAGGGAGAAGUUUGGCACUCCUGAAAAGGUCAUGCAUUUCUUUGGCAGAUGUUUUGUCAAGUUCUUCAGCAACUAUGGCUACGACACGAUGAUUCGCGCGACCGGCCGCUACUUCUGCACGUUCCUGCAGUCGGUGGACAACAUCCACCAGCGCAUGCGGUUCACCUUCCCGCGCAUGCGCUCGCCGAGCAUGCAGCUGACGCGCGCGCACAGACACGGCGCUGAGUUGGUGUAUAGCAGUGGCCGCUGCGGGUUCACACACUAUCUUAUGGGUCAACUUUACGAGAUAGCUGAAGAUAUUUUCUCCCUGAAGCUGAAAGUGUCGGUGGUGAAGGAGAGCAUGGAAGGCAACUACUACGUCGCCGUGCUUCGGCUGGAGUUCGACAAUAGCGACUAUGUGCAAUCGCUGAUGCUUCGCAAGUCGCUGCCGUGCCCGCUGCCGCAGGUGCCGGCGUCGCUGCUGCUGCAGCUGUUUCCCUUCGGGGUCAUGCUGGACCGGCGCAUGAAAGUGCUCAUGGCUGGUGACAAGCUGGUGGAGGCGUGGGGAGGACCAUACAACCGUAUAGCGAAGUCGCCGAUAUCUGAUAUACUUCGAUUGAGGAAACCCAAGAUAUCAUUUACAUGGGAUAAGGUGGUGUGCAUGCAAACGAUGCUAUUCGAACUGGAGCUGACGCGUUGGCGCGCUCGAUGUGCAGGCGACGCGCGGCGCGGCUCGCAGGGCGCUCGCUCCGUGCUGCUCAAGGGACCCAUAUACCUGCUGGAGGAGAUUGACGCGCUUAUCUUCUUAUGUAGCCCUAUUUUCAACGACCUGGAAGAGCUGCGCCAAGCUGGUCUCUACCUAGCCGACAUGAACGGGCACGGUCUUUCGAAGGAGAUGCUGCUCCAAGGCUGGCAGCACCUGUCCAGACUCGAGCUGCUCUUUGAGAAGGCCGAGAGCCGCUGCAUGUCGCUGGAGAAGUCUUGCCGGCUGCGCGACCAAUGGAAGAAGAGGGGCGACCAGCUUUUGUACUCAAUGAUACCGAAGCCAAUUGCUGAUCACUUGAGAGCGGGGAAAGAUCCCAUGGCUGCCUGUCAGGCGUUCGACAGCGUCACGAUAAUGUUCUGCGGCGUGCAGCUAUCAGAGGCAGGCUCCCGCGCUGACGUCAUGCAGACCGUGGCCUACAUGAAUGACCUGUACUCCCGGAUCGACCGGCUGCUGGACACACAUCGAGUCUACAAGGUAGAGACAGUGGGCACGGUUUACAUGCUGGUGUCGGGCGUGCCGGAGCGUCGCCGCGCACACGCCGCUGUAGCCGCCAGCGCUGCGCUCGCCAUCGCGCGCGCCCUUCCUAUGCUCACUAUAGGUGUCCACUCUGGCCCAUGCGUCGCUGGGGUACUUGGAUUACGGCUGCCAAGAUAUUGUCUUGUAGGUGAUUCCGUCAACACCGCCAGUCGCAUGCAGACUACUUCAGAGCCGGGACGUAUCCAAGUAUCAGCGAAAACUGCAGCUCAGCUACCGGCUGGAAGGUUCAGACUUAGACGCCGCGGGCUUAUCAAAGUUAAGGGCAAAGGUAUGAUGGAAACCUUUUGGCUCGAGGGUGAAGUGGAGGAAGAAGAGCAAGAUGAGGCGUUGCAACUGUUUUCUGCGCUCUGUGGAGAUGCUUGAGAAGCCAAAGAAAUUUGAUGAAGCUCCAUCUUCUUAUUAACUAUUUAUUUUCAACAUAGGAUGAAAACUAUUUUUAGACUAGCUAUUUUAAAAUAUGAAUGUUAAUAAAAGGUGUAGAAAAUACAAAAAAAACAUAAUACUUUCUUAAUCGUAAUUUAAUAUCAACAGACGAAUUAAAUUCGUUUUUUUUUUCAUAAAUAUUUUGAUUGUUGUCUAUAAUAUAGGGUACAAUUUUAAUAUUCAUGUUUUUGUGUUUUAAUAUAGCUAUAAUAAAAUUACAAUCUUAAAUGCCAUAAUGUAAAUAAUGUACGAUUACAAAUCCUAGUAAGUAUAACGUCGUAUUAUAGCAGGUAUACCAGAUAUUUGUAAAAAUAUUAGAUUUACGCUCAAUAUUGACGCCAAUUAUGUUACAAUGCCUGUAGAAAAUGUAAAACCGUUAAUGGAAUCGCUUCAUUGCAUGUUGGUACGAAAAUAUCAUGAAAUCGAAUCUAUAACGAUCGUUACAUUGUUUAGAGGCCUAAUUAAUAUUUUUUUCAAAAUAGAAUUGGAUCUUAAAAUUUUGUUACACUUUGUUGACGCUACGUGCAAGUUUUCAACCAAAUACGAUGUUUAGUAAAAAUAAUAUUAAAGCCUUGUUUUGUAUGUAAUAAACAAUAUAAUAAGAACAAUUUAAAGAACCUUUCUGAGCAUUUCUAAACUUUAAUACAGACAUAAUGAUAGCAAAAUUACGCUAAUCGGUUAAAUAAUUGAAAUGCAGUAGCGCCAUCUAGAUGAAAAUUACAAUAAAUUAGUGUAACAUGUCUUUGCUAUUUAAGUGCUAGGUGAAAUAUUAAAAUUGCUUCCUAAUUAAUCUAAAAUGACAAACAAAAUUGAAAAAUAUUUAAAAAAAACUUACAUUAACUUUUUUUAGUUUGAGCUGCUAAUGCUGAAUAUAAACAAAUAUCUACGUAAAAAGCAGUUAGUUAUUAAGUUAGUUAAAUGAAACAUUAUUGUUGUAAUUACCUCAUGUUAUUAUACAAAGUACAAAUAAAAACAAAUCGAAACAAUUAUUCUUA